Molecule: messenger RNA, 3322 nt
Organism: Phascolarctos cinereus (koala)
Lineage: Eukaryota; Metazoa; Chordata; Mammalia; Diprotodontia; Phascolarctidae
Gene: CSTF3
Product: cleavage stimulation factor subunit 3
Biological process (GO): mRNA 3'-end processing
Cellular component (GO): nucleus
Molecular function (GO): mRNA binding; protein binding
Source: RefSeq, a predicted model, not a curated record
UGGAAAUCAAGUUGUUCAUUGGAACAUUAUUCAAAGUCACAGCCAACUCCGACUUUGGGAAGACUCUAUUUCUGAGAUUCACUUAAGGCAGAACCGUAACUAGCAAUUUUGGCACCAGGAGCACAAAAUUUUAGUGCCUCUUCAAAUCAGCCAAUGGUCAUCAAGAGUUUCUUUGGCUUGAAAAAUUCAUCAGCCUGAGGAAAAUGGGACGAUGAACCUCUCCACAUUCACCUAGGUUGUUCUCUGCCGUAAUAGACCUACCCAGCCCUAUGCUCAAAGCACUUCUAAGUUGGAAAGACCUACCACAAUUUAUGUUCCUCUCACCUUGGAGAGUACAGUGUCAACUCUCUGCUGUGAUAAGGCAUCAGAGGAAGAGGACAGAUCAUCUAGCGCUAAGCAAAGAAAGAAAUGUCAAAAUGUUUUUUGAUGCCUGGCGUGAUGGCAAGAUCCUGCCCUUGGCUUUACUUAUGAUGAAGCAUAAGACAAUUGAAUGUCAUUCUCGGCCACAUCAUUCUGUGAGUCCUCCAGAAAGGGAAUCUGCAACUUGCUGGUGUUCGAGGAGGGGCGGUAUCCUUUCUCAGGAGGAGGCAAUAAACUCCAUCUGCUUUCAAGCUAUUUUAAGAAGCAGUGCCUCAUUGCCUACACGCUACAUAUCUUCGGGGAUCCUUGUACACCACAGAAUGGCCUCUGCUUGGCCCCGUGCCGCGGGCCAACUCGUACGCUUUCGCCAGGCGCCCGCCGCGAUGUCUGGCGACGGAGCCGCCGAACAGGCUGCUGAAUAUGUCCCAGAAAAAGUGAAGAAAGCAGAAAAGAAAUUAGAAGAGAAUCCAUAUGACCUUGACGCUUGGAGCAUUCUCAUUCGAGAGGCACAGAAUCAACCUAUAGACAAAGCACGGAAGACAUAUGAACGCCUUGUUGCCCAGUUCCCCAGUUCUGGCAGAUUCUGGAAACUGUACAUUGAAGCAGAGAUUAAAGCUAAAAAUUAUGACAAGGUUGAAAAGUUAUUUCAGAGAUGCCUCAUGAAGGUUUUACAUAUUGAUUUAUGGAAGUGUUAUCUUUCCUAUGUCAGAGAAACCAAGGGAAAACUACCCAGCUACAAAGAAAAAAUGGCACAAGCCUAUGACUUCGCUUUGGAUAAAAUUGGAAUGGAAAUUAUGUCUUAUCAGAUUUGGGUGGAUUACAUCAAUUUCUUGAAAGGCGUGGAAGCUGUUGGAUCUUAUGCAGAAAAUCAAAGAAUAACAGCUGUCCGAAGAGUUUAUCAGCGAGGUUGUGUUAAUCCAAUGAUCAAUAUUGAGCAGCUUUGGAGAGACUAUAAUAAAUAUGAAGAGGGCAUCAACAUACAUCUAGCUAAAAAAAUGAUUGAAGAUAGAAGUAGAGACUACAUGAAUGCCAGGCGUGUGGCAAAGGAGUAUGAAACAGUAAUGAAAGGUUUAGACCGCAAUGCCCCUUCAGUACCUCCACAGAAUACUCCCCAAGAGGCUCAGCAAGUGGACAUGUGGAAGAAAUACAUACAGUGGGAAAAGAGCAACCCUCUCCGAACAGAAGACCAGACGCUCAUCACCAAAAGAGUGAUGUUUGCAUAUGAGCAGUGCCUGCUGGUGCUGGGCCAUCACCCGGAUAUUUGGUACGAAGCAGCCCAGUACCUAGAGCAGUCCAGCAAGCUGUUGGCUGAGAAAGGGGACAUGAACAAUGCUAAAUUAUUUAGUGAUGAGGCUGCUAACAUAUAUGAGAGAGCGAUUAGCACUUUAUUGAAGAAGAACAUGCUUCUUUAUUUUGCAUAUGCAGAUUAUGAAGAGAGUCGAAUGAAAUAUGAGAAGGUGCAUAGCAUAUACAAUCGACUUCUGGCUAUUGAGGACAUUGACCCAACUCUGGUCUAUAUCCAGUAUAUGAAGUUUGCAAGGCGGGCAGAAGGCAUCAAAUCUGGAAGGAUGAUAUUUAAGAAAGCAAGAGAAGACACCAGAACACGCCAUCAUGUUUAUGUUACUGCAGCAUUAAUGGAGUACUACUGUAGUAAGGAUAAAUCCGUGGCCUUUAAGAUUUUUGAGCUGGGGUUAAAAAAAUACGGGGACAUUCCAGAAUAUGUAUUAGCUUAUAUUGACUACCUGUCUCACCUGAAUGAGGACAACAAUACCCGAGUUUUGUUUGAACGAGUAUUGACCUCUGGAAGCCUUCCACCUGAGAAAUCUGGAGAAAUAUGGGCCCGAUUCCUUGCUUUUGAAAGUAACAUUGGUGAUCUAGCCAGUAUCCUAAAAGUGGAGAAAAGACGGUUCACGGCAUUCAAGGAAGAAUACGAAGGCAAGGAAACAGCAUUACUGGUCGAUAGGUACAAGUUCAUGGAUUUAUAUCCCUGCUCUGCCAGUGAACUGAAGGCUCUUGGCUAUAAGGACGUCUCUCGGGCCAAGCUAGCGACGAUCAUCCCAGACCCUGUGGUAGCGCCUUCCAUAGUGCCUGUCCUUAAAGAUGAAGUGGAUAGAAAACCUGAAUAUCCCAAGCCAGACACACAGCAGAUGAUCCCCUUUCAGCCAAGACAUUUAGCACCCCCAGGUUUACACCCUGUGCCUGGUGGGGUGUUUCCAGUGCCACCUGCUGCUGUAGUUUUAAUGAAACUACUCCCUCCUCCCAUCUGUUUCCAGGGUCCUUUUGUGCAAGUAGAUGAAUUAAUGGAAAUUUUCCGAAGAUGCAAGAUCCCAAGCUCCGUUGAUGAAGCCGUGAGGAUCAUUACUGGAGGAGCGCCAGACCUGGCAGCGGAAGGCAAUGGCCCCAUGGAGAGCAACACCAUGCUCACCAAAGCAGUGAAGCGGCCCAACGAGGAUUCGGAUGAGGAGGAAGAGAAGGGCGCGGUGGUGCCACCCAUCCACGACAUCUACAGAGCCCGCCAACAGAAGAGAAUCCGGUGAGCCGAGGGCAGCGCUCUCCUGUGGGAGACUCGUGCGCACACGUCCCUUUGCCUCCUAUGUCCUACUUCCUUUGUUUAAGAGACACACUUUGUCACGAGCAUCUUGGGAACAAAGUGAUGCUGCCACCGGUGCCUCUUUCUAUCCAAUGGUUCUCAAUAAAAACUUUAAAAGCCAACUAGAAGGGUGGGUCUUCCAAUGUUGAGCAGAUGCGUGCUUUGAGCAAAACUAGGCUUUCAAAAAUGGGGAAAUAGUGCAAAAUGUUUGAACACGUUUUGUUCCCUCUUCAAGUGCGUCUGAUGACUCACUUGAAGCCUUGUUGGUUUUCAUCAGUUUUAUUUUAAAAACUGGAAGUCUUCUGAUUGUGAAACAUUUUAAUUCACUUGUUCUGGAGGUUACUCUGUUUGCUCAUGUAAAGUCCUGCCUUA